AUGGUUAAAACCUCUAUAGGGGCAGUGCCCAUGGCCAUGGUUCAUUUCUGGGCACCAACUUUUAAGUGGGGCAUUAGCAUUGCUAAUCUUGCCGAUUCCACUAAACCCCCCGAGAAAGUUUCAUAUCCCCAGCAGAUAGCUGUUACAGCAACUGGAGUAAUUUGGUCCCGUUAUAGCACUGUUAUUACUCCUAAAAACUGGAAUCUCUUUAGUGUAAACAUUGUGAUGGCUGGCACAGGCAUUUACCAGCUUGCACGUAAAAUCCGGCACGAUUAUUUCAAUGAGGAGCAAGCUGUUGAAGCCAAAGAAUGA
Messenger RNA from Striga asiatica, 312 nucleotides. The record is from the annotation of a GenBank genome assembly. Lineage: Eukaryota; Viridiplantae; Streptophyta; Magnoliopsida; Lamiales; Orobanchaceae.